UGAAGUGUGACAGGGAGCGUCUACAUGGAGCCUAAGAUGAAGUUACAUUUAGGUUAACAUAUUUGAUUUAACCGCUGGUUAACUUUAGUGAGGAGGCCUGUUAGGGGGGACGUGUGAACUACAUGAUAUAUAGCCUAACAUUUCACUUGUGAGGACUCAUCCUUUCUGAUGAGAGAGCAGAGUAGCACGUGCAGCUUCCUAGUGUUCGGGACCGGGCCACCACGCCUCCUACCGUGACUUGUGACGGUGAUUGGUACGGCUCUUUGAUGAGCCAGAGCGCGGCGCGGCUUUGACAUCCCGCCGAUGUAGGACAGGACAUCACUGCGCUCAAGCCUCCGGUGAUCGUUAAACCGAAGGGAUUCACGAGUUCAGUCACCUGGGUUGAGGCUGGACUUGAAGACUCGGGAGUUCGAAACAAACUGACGUCAGCAGGCGAAGGCAGUCGGCUGUUGCCAUGGAAUCAGACGCCAGUCACAUGUUAGAGGCAGCCUUGGAGCAGAUGGAUGACAUCAUCGCUGGCUCCAAGGCGGCAGCAGAGUACUCUAACGGGCUGCUGGAGCUGGGCUCCCCGUCCUCGUGCGUCUCGGCGGGGCCCCUGCAGGUGCUGCAGCUGGCCGAGGAGCUGCGCCUGGCCCUGGAGCUGCAGGCCAGCCAGGAGGACAGGGCCAGCCUCCGGGCCCAGGUCUCCAGCACCACCGCCCACACGCUCCUGCUGUGGCUGGACAACGGAGAGGUUAACCUUCGGUCGCCAGGCAACAAUGAGACCUAUCAGGAACGAUUGGUUCGACUAGAGGGGGACAAGGAGUCUCUGGUACUUCAGGUGAGCGUGCUGACAGACCAGGUGGAGGCUCAGGGAGAGAAGAUCAGAGACCUGGAGACGUCUCUGGAGGAGCACCACCACAAGCUGCUCUCCACUGAGGAGAUGCUGCAACAGGAGCUUCUGAGCAGAACGUCGUUGGAGAGCCAGAAGCUGGACCUGAUGGACGAGGUGUCCUACCUGAAGCUGCAGCUGGUGAACGACGAGCAGAACAUCCAGCCUGCCUGCCACGUCAGCCACAACAAGGCAGAGUGCGUAGUGAACCUGAUUAGUGACCUCCAGGAGGAGAUGUGUAGGUUUCAGGAGGAGAUCAACACUCGCAUCCAGGAGAAGCGAGCCCUCGAGGAGGCUCAGGGGGAGAUGGCGGCCCGCCAGGCUCACGACCAGAGCCCCGACGUGGGCUUGGGGGGCUCGGACACGGGCCUGGGGGCCUGGGACCUGGACGACUGCUGCCGCUGUGGAGGAGAGCAUGGCUUGCUGCAGGAGCUCCGGCAGCUGAAGGGCAAAGUGGACGAGCUGGAGGGAGAGAAGACCCAGUACGAGAGGAAACUGAAGGCGACUAAGGCAGAAAUAUCCGACCUACAGCAGCUCCUGGCGUCCAAGGACACUGAGAUUCAGAGUUUACAGAGCCAGCUGCUGAGCAGGCCCUCGUCCAGCCAUGACACCUCAGACAAAGACCAAGAAUUCCAUAGGUUGAAAAUGGGGAUGGAAUCUUUGUUAGCAUCCAAUGAAGAGAAGGACCGCCACAUAGAGGAGCUGACGGUGCUCCUAGGCCAGUACAGGAAGAUGAAGGAGGUUCUGGCUCUGACCCAAGGGGGAGACAGAACCCUGGGGCUGGGGAUAGAGAGGACCCUGGCCCUGACCCAGGGCGGUGAGAGGACCCUGGCCCUGACCCAGGGGGUUGAGAGGACCCUGGCCCUGACCCAGGGGGAGGAGAGGGUCCUGGCCCUGACCCAGGGGGAGGAGAGGAUGCUGUCUGGCAGCAGCGAGGAGGAGCUGAGUAGGAGCCUCGUGCUGCGGGCACUCACACACAAGGCCCACUGUGACGUCAUCAGGACCGAGAUGUCCUCCCGAGGUUCGUCUCCUCUCUUCGUGUCUCCGCCCUCCUUCCAGAGAGAGCUGGAUUCCAGCUGUCGAAGUUUCCAGACCCCCGUGGAGAUGUCCCUAGUUUCCCCUGGAGAUGGAGGCUACCACAGCACAGCCUGGUCACAGCCACGGAUGCUGUCCAGCAGCUUAGAGGAGCUGCAGAGCGGCUCGUUACCAAAGCAUGAAGCUGAACCGGUCCAUCUCGUACCCGACUCUGAGAAUCUCCCCCAGGAGAUGAACAAGUACCAGACCCUCCCAGGGAAGCUGUCGCGACGGGAGGUGAACGGCCAGAGGGAGAAGUACUCGCCCGUCCAGCUGUCUCCUGUGGAGAGCGACGACAAUGACUACAACCUGAGGAGGCCAGAGGGUCUGGGUGAGGCGCUGCUGUCCGACCUGUCCCCUCUGUCUUCGGGGCUGGACUCUGGACAGCACUCCCCCGUCUCCCCGGAGAACAGGAAGAGCACCAGGGGCAUCAGGAAGCUGUGGGGGAAGAUCCGCCGUAGCCAAUCAGGAAGCAUGCAGGGGGAGGAGCCAGACAUGGGGGAGUUCCGAAGGGGCGGGUUCAGAGCGACAGCUGGCCCCAGAUUGGCCCGGGCCAAAGACGCGCUCUCCUUGCUGAGAGACCAGAAGACACCCUUCCCUAGAUGGACAACAGACCAGGUGUGUGAUUGGCUGUCAGAGUCUGGGCUCGGCCAAUACGUGCAGCUGGCUCGCCACUGGGUCACUAGCGGACAGACCCUCGUCUCCGCCACUCCUCAGGACCUGGAGAAGGAGCUGGGCAUCAAGAAUCCUCUCCACAGGAAGAAGGUGCAGCUGGCUGUCAAGUCUCUGAACUCCAGACAGUCUGAGAAGUCGUCUGAGUUGGACCACGUCUGGGUCACACGCUGGCUGGAUGACAUCGGCCUGCCCCAGUACAAGGACCAGUUCCACGAGAGCCGGGUGGACGGCAGGGUUCUGCAGUACCUCACCGUGAAUGACCUGCUGUUCCUGAAAGUCACCAGCCAGCUCCACCACCUCAGCAUCAAGUGUGCCAUACACGUCCUCCACGUCAACAAGUUCAACCCCCACUGCCUCAAGCGCAGACCGGGGGACGAGAACAAGACUUCCCCAUCGGAGGUGGUGCAGUGGUCCAACCACAGGGUGAUGGAGUGGCUGAGGUCUGUGGACCUGGCGGAGUACGCCCCCAACCUGAGGGGCAGCGGCGUGCACGGGGGGCUCAUUAUCCUGGAGCCUCGCUUCAACUCGGACACGCUGGCCAUGCUGCUGAACAUCCCGCCCCAGAAGACCCUGCUGAGGAGGCACCUGGGCACCAACUUCAGCUCCCUGGUGGGCUCCUCCGCCCAGCUGGAGAAGAGGGACUACCUGGAGGCCACCGGCCACAGCCCCCUCAGCACCACGGCCAAGGUCAAGCCUAAGAAGUUGGGGUUCUCGACAUUGAGGCGGCGGAAGGCGGAUGACUCCACCGACUACAUCUGUCCUCUGGAGAGCCAGGCCCAGGCCAACGGCUCCCAGCGGCCCUACGCAGGCUUCCGGGGCCUCAGCCCCAUCCUGGACCGUGACCCGGACAGGCGGGAGCAGGUGGGACACGACAACAGCUGAACCCGUCACACACCCCCACGGCGCCCAUGCUUCUCAUCAGCCAAUCAAGCCAUCUCUGCUUGCAGCCAAUAACAACCCCUCCUCCUCCUCAGCCACCCCUCGUACCCCCACCCCCCCCCCCCCCUCCCAGACCCCUCACCUUCUGUGGGUGCGCUUGAUUUAGCGUUUGACCGACCUACUCUACUUGGUGCCAUCAAUCUAAAAUAUCUCAAGUUAGCUAAAUCAAGCAAUCAAUCAAACUAAUAUACCUGAGGGUAUAAGAUGUUACUGGCUUGUUGAACAUCAAACCCAGCCACAACACCCUUCCCUAUGUGCCAUCAUCUAACCCCUUGCUACUGAACUGCAACACAAAGGACCCUGGGUAGAUGUGGGCUCAUGUAACUCCCACAAACCCCCACUGCAAUCCCAGUAUAGUUUAAUAGUUGUAGAGCCUACAUAUCCCAUAUUCCAUGUGGAUCUUGCACCUGGCCUCUGUAAUACAACCGUAUGAAUCAUACCACUGUUGUGAACAAUGUGCACCAAAGAAAUGUUUAUUUUAUUUAUUGAAGAUAUAGCAGUGUAACAAUCUUAGAUAUUCCCAACCAGUAGAAAAGUAUAAUAUUGUUUGUCAGACAUAUAUAUAUAUAUAUGCAUAUUGAUCUUAUGCAAUAUUUGCGUAUGGAGGGAUUUAUUUAAUAUAUAUAUAUAUUGAUCGAUCAACAAAAAAGCACAGAUAAUUGUCUAACUGUGCAUGUUUUGACAGAUUGUGAUUUUGCACUGUUAUUUUCAUAUUAAUUGACUGUUAUAGUAUUUUUUAUAAUCAAAGAUCAUGCUUCAAGAAAAGAAGCUCAAGUUGUCAUGUGACUGUACAUACCUUUAUUCAAAAACACCAAUAAAAAUCCUAAGUGUGA
This is a messenger RNA of Hypomesus transpacificus, 4392 nucleotides long. RefSeq names its product PPFIA binding protein 2b (gene ppfibp2b). Gene Ontology annotation, molecular function: protein binding. The record is from RefSeq and is a predicted model, not a curated record. NCBI's taxonomy places the organism in Eukaryota, Metazoa, Chordata, Actinopteri, Osmeriformes, Osmeridae. The transcript has 25 exons. Gene Ontology annotation, cellular component: presynaptic active zone. Gene Ontology annotation, biological process: neuromuscular junction development. Bases 455 to 3502 code for a protein of 1015 amino acids.